AUGAUUUUGGACUGUUCGGCUCUGUUGGGGGCUACAUGCGGUAGCUUUUCUCCUGGUAUCUUUCUAUAUCUGUACCGUGGGCUAAAGACACGUCGCUGCGGCGUGACGGAGCGCGAUGAAUUGCUGAAAGAACUCCAAAAUCCAGGCCAUACCAACUGGGAUCCUUUCGAAUUCCCAGAGACUCUUUUACUGGAGAUUGAAAAUGGAAUCCUCAUUCGGGACGUGCAGGAGAAUAUUGCACAACAGAUGAGGAACUUUCCUUCGGGAAAAAAUGGCGUGAUGCAGUUGAAUAUGGGCGAAGGUAAAUCAUCGGUAGUCAUUCCUGUCGUGGUCACGGCUCAUGCGAACGGCUCAACUCUGGCACGGGUGCUUGUGGCUAAGCCACAAUCGCGACAAAUGUUUCAAAUGCUGGUAGCGAAGCUAGGUGGCCUCUUGGGUCGGCGCGUCUAUCACAUGCCCAUCUCGCGCUCUUUGAAAUUGGGAGAAGCCGAAGCAGAUGAAAUUGAACGAAUGUGCAUUGAGUGCAUGUCCCUCGGCGGGGUGCUACUCGUCCAGCCUGAACACAUACUCUCUAUGAAGUUGAUGUGCCUUGAGUGCUUCAUUGUUGGCAAACCCAAUGUGGGCCGCUCUCUUCUUCGAAUCUUGCAAUUUUUUCAGAACUCCUCGCGUGAUAUCGUGGAUGAGAGUGAUGAGAACUUUAACGUCAAGUUCGAGCUAAUCUACACCAUGGGCGCUGAACGCUCGGUCGAACUAAGCCCGCAACGAUGGAUGGUGAUACAAGAAGUUCUGCAUUUGGUAAGAGAAUACGCCGACCGCGUGAAGGUUCGACUGCCUCAGUCUAUCCAACUUAAUCAGCACCAACGUGGUAGAUUUCCACGGAUCCGCUUGCUCGAUCGCGAUGCUGAACAGGCUCUUCUCACAUAUAUCGGAACCCACAUAUGUGAAAGCGGAAUCGGUUCCCUGCCGAUCUCGAGGCAGGCUAAGCCUAUGAGAGAUGCCGUGUCAACCUACAUCAUGAAGUCAGAUCUCACAGCUCAUGAGAUCGCGGCUGUGGAAGGUGACGGUGCAACAGGAUUUUGGGGAGAAAGCACCCGGAGUUCCCUGCUUUUGGUACGAGGCUUGCUUGCUGGAGGCGUUCUGGCCUUUUGCUUGGCUCAAAAGCGAUGGCGGGUGAAUUAUGGGCCUGAUCCGAACCGAGAUCCGCCGACAAGGCUUUGUGUGCCAUACCGGGCCAAGGACAGCCCUUCUCUACGCUCUGAAUUCAGUCACCCAGACGUCGUCAUCCUGUUGACGUGUCUGAACUACUACUAUUCAGGGCUCCAGGAUGAUGAUAUAUUCCUGGCCUUCAACCACCUUCUCAAAUCCGAUCAGGCUGAUGCGGAGUACCAAGUGUGGGUGGACGAUGCACCAACGCUUUCUCCUGCUUACCAUCAGCUAGUGGGAGUGAAUUUGGACGAUCCACAUCAUUGUACGGAUCAAAUCUUCCCUGCGCUUCGAUUUUCAAAAGCCACUGCGGACUACUUUUUGACCCACAUUGUUUUCCCGAAAGAGAUGAAAGAGUUCCCUGACAAGUUGUCGGCGUCUGGCUGGGAUAUCGGAGAAAUCAAGUCCUGUCCCACUGUCGGAUUUAGUGGGACGAAUGAUUCGCGGCAAACCCUGCCAUUAAGCGUGCGUCAACUCGAUCUACCUGAGCAAAACCACACAAACGCCUUGGUCCUGGAGUAUUUGCUACGACAAGAAAACUCUGUGGCUUGCAUCCCUCAUCCAAGUGACCCAUGCAAAUCAGAUGCUCAAACCCUGUUGGAUUUAGUGUUGAACUUAGAGCCACCCGCUCAGGUGAUCCUUGACGUGGGCGCACAGAUUUUGGAGCUCAGUAACCAUGACAUGGCAAAGGCCUGGCUACGCAGAAUUCCAGCGGGGGCCGAACGCAAGCGAUCGUUUUCGUGA
Messenger RNA from Penicillium canescens, 1947 nucleotides. Its product is annotated as DUF3638 and DUF3645 domain-containing protein. Lineage: Eukaryota; Fungi; Ascomycota; Eurotiomycetes; Eurotiales; Aspergillaceae. Bases 1 to 1947 code for a protein of 648 amino acids. The record is from RefSeq and is a predicted model, not a curated record. The transcript has 3 exons.